Messenger RNA from Antrostomus carolinensis (chuck-will's-widow), 587 nucleotides. Its product is annotated as rho GTPase-activating protein 45-like. Lineage: Eukaryota; Metazoa; Chordata; Aves; Caprimulgiformes; Caprimulgidae. Gene Ontology annotation, cellular component: membrane. The transcript is spliced from 4 exons. Gene Ontology annotation, molecular function: GTPase activator activity. The annotation marks the transcript as partial. The record is from RefSeq and is a predicted model, not a curated record. Gene Ontology annotation, biological process: activation of GTPase activity.
CUAACGAUGAGGCGCCUGGAACAUGAAAAGCGGAGGAAGGAGAUCAAGGAGCAGUGGCACCGGGCACAGAGGAAACUGCAAGAGGCAGAGGUCAACCUGCGCAAGGCCAAGCAGAUAUACAUGCAGCGCAGCGAGGAGCACGACAAGGCCAAGUACAUGGCGGUGAAAGCAGAAGAAGAGCAGCAGAACACGACCAGCAGCAUCACCACCAAAACCCUGGACAAGAAGAGGCGGCUGGAAGAGGAAGCCAAGAACAAGGCAGAAGAGGCGAUGGCCACGUAUCGGACCUGUGUUGCGGAUGCAAAUACCCAGAAGCAGGAGCUGGAGGACACCAAGGUGAACUCCUUGCGCCAGAUCCACGAAGUGAUCAAACAGAGCGACCAGGUCAUCAAAACGGCCACAAUCUCCUUCUACCAGAUCAUGCACAUGCAGACGGCUCCGCUGCCCGUCAACUUCCAGACGCUGUGCGAGAGCAGCAAGCUGUACGACCCCGGGCAGCAGUACGCCUCGCACGUCAGGCAGCUGCAGCGCGGAGACGAACCCGACACCCAAUACGACUUCGAGCCCUACGUGUCCCACAACGCCUG